This is a messenger RNA of Cladophialophora carrionii CBS 160.54, 2442 nucleotides long. RefSeq lists its product as uncharacterized. Bases 1 to 2442 code for a protein of 813 amino acids. Gene Ontology annotation, biological process: protein localization to kinetochore; mitotic spindle assembly checkpoint signaling; chromosome segregation. Gene Ontology annotation, cellular component: spindle; kinetochore; nucleus. The transcript has a single exon. Lineage: Eukaryota; Fungi; Ascomycota; Eurotiomycetes; Chaetothyriales; Herpotrichiellaceae. Gene Ontology annotation, molecular function: ATP binding; protein serine/threonine kinase activity; protein serine/threonine/tyrosine kinase activity. The record is from RefSeq and is a predicted model, not a curated record.
AUGCCAGAACUCCUAGCAACACACAAGAAGCCGCACCUUGAUCGAAGUUUCACGGGGGACAGCUCUGAUGACGAAGAUCUUGCGCCCAUCAAACUAAGUGCCGAGGCGCAAGCCAUAUUAGGGGAGGACGAACAGCAGCUUGAAGCUGAGAAAGAGAACAUCGUCCCAAGCGUUCACCCUACAACGUCAUCCACCUCGACUGGCCGGCGAAGGCAAAGCAAAGGAACACCUCUGGAGGCGCUUAAAUCCUCAAGUCCGCCGCAGCAAAGAGAUGGAAGUCCAGCUCCUCGGGUCAUCCGUGUCACCUCCAGUGUCCGUCCUGGGGCACCAGGAGUACUGGGCAGAGACGGAUCGUUCAUGUACAAGAUUCACGAAAAGUCAACAACACGACCGCAAACAACACGCCAAGAGUCAGAGACUCCAGGUCCGCCGGUCCGCCGCAUCCGCAUAAGUAAUGGUAGACGAGUGUCGAGGUCACCACCUUCCGAUCCAGCACCGCAGCCGCAGGAGGAAGCUCAGGCUGAAGAUGCGCCAUAUACGUCGAAACGAUCGACCAGCCCAAGAUCUGGGGCUUCGCGGGCCAGCCUGGAGGAGCACAAUUUUGCGAUGCCGUCUACAGUUACACGUUCCCGAAAAGGGGAUGAAAAUGGUGCACAUAGCACAAUGCGGGUCCGACGCCUAGGGGGAGCAUUGCUGAACAAGCCUGUAAGGAGAGGGAUGGUGCGCCGCCACAGCGAUGAUGACGAUGCCAACAUGGAAGAUCAUCCUGGUGCGGCGACACCGGAGAUGGAGGUUGGGCGUCGAGCACCUGAACCAGAUCUACAAGACUUACCCGACGAUUUGCUUGCACUCCAAGGUAGCCCACAGCCGAUCAAGCCAACACGCACGUCACCAAGAACGGCAUCUCCCAUUCAAGUGGACGUGCAGACUGCAUUCGAUCGUCCCCAAUCAAGACCAGGUUCAUCGCUUCGCACGCAGCCGACACCUCCCGUACCCGGUUCUCAUCCUUCUCUAAAGUCUUCGAGCUCUCAAAACAGACCUGUGUUCAAGAUUCCACCGCUGCCAUCCCUUUCAGCGCAGGACCAAGAGAAUGACCCACCUCCAACCUUCCGACGGACAAAACCCUCUGCUGCAAUACUGGACAUCCACGAAGACGGAGGGGACCCAGAUCGGAAAGCCCCUGAGCCCGCACCCAUGCCGAUAUCUCCCUCUCGCCAACCUCUGGCUCCUCGGUCGAACAAUACACCUCACCGGCCGGCGCCAGCACCGCCUCCAAAAAUGUCCAUCCUCGACGCUGCAACCUCGAAUGCCGGCUCCCGCAACAAGAAAUCCGUCCACUACGUUCUCAACGGCAAAACGUACCGUCGCCUCGACUGUAUCGGUCGAGGCGGGUCCUCGCGAGUCUUCCGCAUCAUGGCCGAGAACUACAAGAUCUUCGCGCUGAAACGGGUCAACCUCGAAGAAGCCGACAUGGCGGCCAUUGCGGGCUACAAGGGCGAGAUCGACCUGUUGAAAAAGUUGGAGAACGUCGACAGAGUCAUCAGAUUGUACGACUACGAGGUCAACGAGGAAAAGGGCGUCCUCAACGUCAUGAUGGAGCUCGGCGAGACGGAUUUCAACAAGAUGCUCAACGAGCAACUGAAGGCCGAAAAUGCAAGGCUAGACAUCACAUUCACGCGGCAUUACUGGAAGGAGAUGCUGGAGUGCGUGCAAGCCGUGCAUGACCACGACAUUGUACACUCGGAUCUCAAGCCUGCAAACUUCCUCCUGGUCAAAGGCCAGCUGAAACUCAUCGACUUUGGCAUCGCCAAUGCGAUACAGGAAAACACUGUCAACGUCCACCGCGAGAACCAAAUCGGCACGCCGAACUACAUGUCUCCCGAGUCGCUCGUCGCGGUAGGCGCGACACAAGGCCAAGGAGGCCUGCCAGGCGCGAAAGUCCUCAAGCUAGGGAAACCUUCUGACGUAUGGAGUCUGGGCUGUAUCUUGUAUCAGAUGACGUACGGACAGCCGCCGUUCGCGCACAUCCAGAAACAGUUCGAGCGCAUCAUGUCCAUCCCGAACCCGAAGGUGGAGAUUCAGUUCCCCAGCACCGGUAUCGGUGGGAGUGUCGUCCCGUUCGGGCUCAUCAAGACGUUAAAGCGAUGUCUGACGAGGGAGCAGUCCCUCCGGCCGACGAUCCGCGAACUACUCUCUGCGACGGACCCGUUCUUGAACCCCGUGGCCAUUUCUCCCGAAAUGCUAGGCCGCGUUAUCGGGAAUGUGGUUGGAUACUGUCGGCGCAGGGAGGAAGCCUUGAAAGCAAAAGGGGAGAUGCAGUGUCAGGUCGGCGAGGAUGGCAAGGAGGCCAGUUGUUUGCCUUCUGAUGGCGAGAUGGUCGGCUGGCCGGGCGCAUUCUACGAGAAGUUGAGACAAGCGAAUUUGGAGGGCACGGCGUGGUAA